This is a messenger RNA of Doryrhamphus excisus (bluestripe pipefish), 923 nucleotides long. It is a transcript of the gene nppcl, whose product is annotated as natriuretic peptide C-like. Gene Ontology annotation, biological process: cGMP biosynthetic process; receptor guanylyl cyclase signaling pathway. Lineage: Eukaryota; Metazoa; Chordata; Actinopteri; Syngnathiformes; Syngnathidae. Gene Ontology annotation, cellular component: extracellular region. The record is from RefSeq and is a predicted model, not a curated record. Gene Ontology annotation, molecular function: hormone activity.
GAAGAAGAGAAGGAGGCGUGGCAAGCCCAGUGAGAUAGUGAUGUUCUCAGCAGGUGCCAACAAGUGAGCGGCAGCUCGGAGUGGAGAUGAAGAGGCACUAACCGCAGAAGACAUCCACAAGGAGAGUUCGGUGCACUACAGUCAGCUAGUCUCUUGCAGCUACAGUAUUUUCUGUUGGCGUGUUCAUCACUUGUGCUGCCAUGCUGCUUUGUCCUGUACUGCUUGGGGUCACUCUGCUCCUCAUGGCCCCCUUGGACACCGGAGAGGCUCGCACUCUGCACACUCCUGAUAGUGCACAGUUAAUGGAGCAGCUUCUGGACCGCUACAACGACCUUUUGACCAUGGAUGAUCUGGAGAACCUCUUGAACAGCCCGGCAGAGGAGCAGUCCACAUUAUCCUCUGGCGCCAAAGCCUCUGAGUUUUCCACCAAAUGGGCUGACGUCCAGGCAGAAACACCCUGGCUCCGCCUUCUCAGAGAGGCUCUGGCCAAUCAGAAGCGCGUGGAACCUGAGCAGCGCUCACGGAGGGGAUGGAAUCGAGGUUGCUUUGGCCUUAAAUUGGACCGGAUCGGGUCUAUGAGUGGAUUGGGGUGUUAGUUGAAAUGUGCAGAGGAACAGACUGCUAUCACCGUGUUGGAUGCUGGAUGGUAAAAGGAUGUUUACAUGUUGCCAUGGUGUCAUCACGCUAGUAGAAACCUUUAGUCGCCGUUUAUAUUAGAGCAGCUGUAGAUUCUGCCAUGUGUUGUGAGUAUUGUCACCAUGCAGCAUCUUGUUGUACAACUUUAGUUUGAAAUUGUAGCUUUAGUCUGCUAAUUGGAUCAAAUGUUAAAGUUGUGUAAUAAAACCUACUAGAUUGGUGACAAACAUGUACACAUUUCCUUUUUAUUUCAUUAUGAUUUGCAUGAAUAAACAGAUUAGACAUUU